Messenger RNA from Chelonoidis abingdonii (Abingdon island giant tortoise), 6894 nucleotides. It is a transcript of the gene RBM14, whose product is annotated as RNA binding motif protein 14. Gene Ontology annotation, molecular function: mRNA binding. Gene Ontology annotation, cellular component: nucleus. The record is from RefSeq and is a predicted model, not a curated record. Lineage: Eukaryota; Metazoa; Chordata; Testudines; Testudinidae.
ACUGCAGGAGGGGCUCAGGGGGCAGGCUCUGACCCGGUGUGAACCGGGGUCAGGGCAGGCUCCCUGCCCUGCCCCUGUGCUGCUCUGGGAAGUGGUUGGAAUGUGGGGGAGAAAAAGUGCAGGGGUGUGGUUGUUGCUGUUGCUUCAGGCACCACCCCCAGCAUCUCCCACUGAAAAGGAAUGGGGAACCGCAGCCAAUGGGAGCUGCUGGCUGCCGGGUUGGACCAGCUCUAGGUAAACGCUGCCGGAGGGCGGAGGGGCCACGAGGAGCUCAUGGACUGCAGAAAAUAACCUGGCGGGCCGCAUAUUUGAGACCCCAAUCUAGAGUUAAGCAGUUUUUUUUCACUGCACUGGAUUUGGAGUUCAUAGUACACAGAUUUCACACUUGAAAUCUGGAUCAGUCCCCUCAGCUGGAGUCUUCAGAGUGUCCGUGUUGCUUGCAAUGUAGGUGGGUGAAGGAGAAAGGCCCAGCAUGGGGCCACUGUGUUCUGUUUUAUUCCCUUAGUCCCAUGUGCUUGUGGAUCACAAAUCCAGGCAUGUCUGGGGGCAUUGCUGUCUCCAGCCAGGAUUGAUUAAUUCCCCUGGUAUGGCCUCAUCCAGGUGAGUCAUUGAAUUGUAGCUCCUUUGCUGGACAGUGGUUGUUGAUGGGACGUUUGGUUACUUGCCUUGCUGUUGCCCCUGGGGAGCUAUUAUCUGACUGAUUCCCCAACUGACAGCAUGUUUUAGUGACAACCAUACAACACAAUUCUCAUAACUUCAUAUACAUUAAUGAUAUACAUAUAUGGAUAGAGAAAUGACUUUCAGCAGAUAACCUUUCCCAGAUACCUUAUAAGGGAAGCUUUAUAUGUAAGAUCACGGCUAUAUCAAAAUGAGGAAUAUGAGGGUUACAGGACGCUCCACCAAGGUAUAGAACGUCAGAGUGUAACAGUUGAAGAUAUCAAUCCUCUCAAUGGAGCAGGGCCCACGCCACAUGACUAAGUUCAAUAUCUUCCUUCACCCUAGCAAUUUCAGCCUGUGGUGGAGUGCCACGCGGUUAAAGAUACUGACCACUUGGUUAUGGGCCGACACCUCCUCCCUCCGUCUUUCCUUUUCUUCCCAGCAAUAUGGGCCUGUAGGGGUGCCAACAUCCUCAUGAGGUGGAGACCCCCACCAAUAUCAAUCCAGCAGUAUGCAUCUGUGAAGUGAGAUAUUACCAUAGGUACCAAUUCCCCACAUUUUUCUUGGGACAUAUACUACCCCUAACUCCUCCCUGCAGCAGUGGGGGACUGUGUGGCCUCUUUAGCAAAGCAUGUAACAUCAAAAGUACCAGUCUUCCCAUGGAGCAGGUAUUGCCCCCAAUCUCUCUGUCCUGGAGUAGUGGGGAGCGGCAGAAGCUUUUUCAGCAACCCGGGCCUGAGGUAUAGAAAUUGCCCCCUAUGUGGGGGCUGACACCCCUUCUAAUCCUACAUGAAGCAAACAGUGCCCCCCAAAUUCCCUGUCUUUGCACCAGCAGGGAGUUACUGGAGUUCUUUUGGCAGUAUGAGUCCAUAAUGUGACCUAAAAGGUGCUGACUGCAUCAGUCCUCAUUCUCCAUGGGACAGAUACUCCCCGUGCCUCCCAUACAUACACCAGAGAUGAAAGGGUUGUUCCAGGUACUGUGGCAGAGUGCAACAUCAACAAAGCUACUGACUGCUCCCAACCCCUGUUUCACGGAGCAUUUACUUUCUUCCACCAGCAGGUGGGUAAACAUCCACUCUAAACUUCCCGGGGCAGAUACUGCCUUAAUCCAUAUUCUUCUGCCACAGCAAGAAGCUGUGUGAGGCCUGUUCCAGGAGUAUGGAUGCAUGGAAGAGUACACUGACAAAGACUAUGCAUUUGUUCACAUGGAGAAAGAAGCAGAUGCAAAAGUUGCCAUUGAAAAUCUUAACGGAAAGGAAGUGAAAGGAAGAAGAGUUAAUGUGGAACUCUCUACUAAUGUUCAGAAAAAGGGGGCAGGACAAAAUGUCCAGGCAGGCACCAAUACUGACAAGAGCAAGAGAGCAAGUGUGGACUUUAGAGAGAAAUAUCAACCCAAGAUCGAUGGUUACGAGCACCUUAGGCCUACAGACUCUAUGUAUCCAUCAGUCUCUGCAGGAUACGCUGCAUCCUCGCUCUACGAUUAUCAGCAGCGCUUCGGUGGCACCAACACUUCAAGCAAAUACAACUCCUUUGACACUCAGACAAGACAAGCAUCUCCCUCAUAUUUUGGAAGGGACAGAAGCCCAAUUCGACGAUCACCAACAAGAAUCGGUUUUGCCACUGUGUCGCUACCCAUGACAGCACAACCAGCAUCCUACAGAGCUCAGCCAUCAACCUCACUGGGUGCAACCUACAGAGCCCAGCCCUCUGCAUCUCUCGGAAUGUCUUACAGACCCCAGCCAACAACGGGACAAGCAGCAUCUUACAGGGCCCAGCCCUCGACCUCACUUGGAAAUACUUACAGAACCCAGUCCUCUGUUUCACUAGGAGCUUCUAAUACCCAGCCUGCAGCCUCAUCACUGAAUUCCUACAGCGCCCAAGCUGCUGCUUACAACACCCAGGCUGCAGCUUCCCAGUUAGCCUCUUAUGGGGUCCAGUCCACAGCAACACUAGCAUCAUCCUAUGGAGCUCAGCCUUCAGCCUCGCAUGCAGCCUCUUAUGGUACUCAGCCUGUCGCUGGUUACUCAGCCUCCUAUGGAGCUCAGCCAGCAGCCACACAUGCAGCCGCUGCCUAUGCAGCUCAGCCUGUGACUGGUCACACAGCCACUUAUGGAGCACAGCCUGUGGCCACACACGCAGCCGCCUAUGGAGCCCAACCUGCAGCCAGCCACUUGGCUUCUUAUGGAGCCCAGCCUGUGGACAGCCACUCAACUUCUUAUGGAGCCCAGCCUGCAGCUACUCUCUCAGCCUCAUAUGGUGCUCAGCCUGUGGCUGGCCAUUCAGCCUCGUAUGGUGCCCAGCCUGCAACUGCUCUUGCAGCCUCGUAUGGCGCCCAGCCUGUGGCCGGCCAUUCAGCCUCGUAUGGCGCCCAGCCUACAGCUGUGCUCUCAGCAACCUAUGGCGCCCAGCCUGCAUCCACUCUGGCUGCAUCUUAUAGCAAUCAGUCUGCAGCAGCUUCCUACAAAUCACAGGUCUCUGCUCCACUGACCACACCCUAUAGAACACAGUCUUCAAACUCAAUGUCAGCUUCAUAUACAGCACAGCAGCCCUCCUCUGUUCCCUUGGCAGUCACUUUCAGAGCUCAGCCUGUGACUGCAUAUGAUGGGCCAACCCAGCUUGGACAACAAGCAACCCCGUAUUUGGGACUGUCUCAGUCUUCUGCUGCUGCUGCUGCCAUCGCACCACCAUAUGAACGCACCCGUCUCUCUCCUCCACGGAGUGCUGGCUAUGACGAUCCUUUCAAAAAAUCAUCUGCUUUGGCUAAAAGGUACAGUUCUGACCGCCGUUUAUCUGACCUCUCAGAUUACCGUCGUUUAGCAGACUCGCCACUUGUGUACCGUCAUUCGCCGACAAAGUCCCCGCUGGAUUAUCGCCGUCUUCCAGAAGCGCAUUCCGACUAUGCCCGUUAUUCGGGUGUCUAUGGCGAUUAUAUGCAUACUGCUCGGCUACAUUCUAAUUACCAGCGCCGCCUGUAGUGGGGUUGGGGUUCCUGUUCCAGAUAGGGGCAGUAUCAUUGAUUACAUGUUCCCGACACGCUUUCUUAGCAUAAAGCCAAUCUGCGUCUUUACUAGGCUGGCUUCCUCAUUCAGUUCUCUGCAGAUUCUGAGUUACUAAAUUUCCUUCCCUCCCAUGCUAUCUCAGGUGUCAUUACAGCCUGUCGUUUUGGCUCUGUUCCUUCAUGUCACUUGAUUAAAGAAUAAUUUGAGGCGAUAGUAUGAGGCGUCUCUGAGACAUGCUACUACAUCCAACACAAAUAGCAUUCUCCUGGUCCUUACUUUGGGGGAUUUUAUUUUCAGCUGCCUUUUUUGUUGCGUUUUUAGAAUGAUCUGAAUUUAUUAUCUCAAGAAGAACCUGUGCUGCAACCCCAGGAAUGAUGUAGACGACUGCUGCACAUUGUGUCUUUGAAAGUCGAAGACUCGAGUUCCUUCGUGCUCCAGUAGGGCUAAGAAUGCCAUAGCAUAUCUGGAAUCGGUUUUUGUUUGCGACUCCUGAUGCUAAUGUCUCCAUUAAUAAGACAUAAGCUGCUCAUGCAGGAUUCCUAAUAAAUGCAAUUCACAAUGACUGUUGCUCAGUAUUGUUUUUAUAACCCGAGCAAUUGCUUUCUCUGAAUAGAAGAGCAAAUGCUCUUUUAUGUAACAUGAAAAUCCUUUUUCUUUUUACACCGGUGUUAAGUUUGCAGUAGAUGUGAUGUUCGAAUCUAUACAUCUGAAAUGAGUUAGUUUUUGUAUUGACUGUAAAUAAAAUGUGGGCUAUUUACAGUUUAGAAAGUUGUCUGGUGUAUUUUUUCUUCCAGUUUAAUUGGUUUCAGGGGUAAUGUCCCAUGUUCUUUAACUUUCUUCCUUUUGUCCUAAAGGUAAAUCAAAGGACUUUAAUGAGUGCAUACAUACAGCACCACUGCAAGGCAGCCAGAUCUAGGGAAGAAAUGUGAUAGCCAACUGGUGCACAACAGUAAAGAGAACUGAAGUAUUGUCCAAGAGCAGGCCAGGUCUGUUCUUAAAAUGUGCUGUAAGAUUUGUUGUUGGAUCAUAGGUGUACCUCUUAACAGACAUGUCGGAGGUCCCUGGGAGCUUAUAGUUUAAACAGAAAAUGUGCUUGGGAGAAGAGCAGUGGGUGACUUCAUUUCCUAAAGUGGGUCAACUAUCUCAUCUUAAUUCCCAUUCCAAAGUACCUCUCCCCAGGAGACUGCUUGGUACCAGAUUCAUCUACCUCUGCAGUGUGGAGCUCUCCAUCAGCUCUUCUGGGCAUUUAAGCCUGCAAUUUGAAGGUAUUAGGUGUUUUGCCAUCUACAUGAUGCCAGAAUUGAACUUCCAGUCCCCACCCUGAAUUUUUUACAGCAUAAAUUAGAUCAACAUGGAGCCUGAAACUGAUAAAGGACAGGCAUAGAGAAGGGCAGGACAAGGGCUAAGGAAAUGUCUUGCCUUGAGAGAAUGUUCUGAAACUUCUAAGUAAGGCAGAGUAGCUAGGAAGAAGCAAGUGGCCUACAUGUUUAAGGGCAGACUAAAGGAAUGAUUUCUGAAGGACUGAAAAUGGGGAACAGGAAAAGGAUGUCUCUCUGCAUGAAGACUAGCGUGGAAUCAGAGGUGAGGUUAGCAAGAGAGGGGAGAAGAGGUGAACUGUGAGGGCAAGGAUCAAGGAGGAGACCCACUUUCAAGUGGAUUGGGGUGGGAGUGGAUUUGAAUGUUAGAAAAGAUCAGACAAGAAUGGUUGUGGCAUGCUGGACUUUAGGGGCAUGUUACAUCUGCAAGGAUUAAGGAUAUUCAAAAUCCCAACUUGCUUCCUAGACUCUUCCUGAUGUUCCAUCUGGCUGCACCUGCCCCAUAACAACAUUUUCAUCUACUGGGGUUAGAACCUGCUUGCUCCCUCCCGAUGGCGACACCAGUGGGUUUUUUUAUUAGUAGCAAUAAUGUUGCUGCUCUUUCUAGGAGCUCUUUGAAGUGGAGUGAUUUUGAUGGACAUCUUCGUCAUAGGCCAGCCAAAGUGAUGACUCAUUAAUUUCCUUCUUUAGGAUGCAAGGCAUUUUAAUUCUUACUGUAGAUUGUGUUCUCAAUUGGUGAGGGCUUUUUUCCCGCUAUAGGUGUCUCCUGCGUGGUAAUCAGGGCCAGCUCCAGGUUUUCUGCCGCCCUAAGUGGGGGGAGGGGGAGCCACGGCAGUGCAAUCGCGCUGCUGCCGAAGACCCGAAUGUGUCGCCCCAAUAGUGACCAGUGUGCCACCUCUUGGUAUUGGCCACCCCAAGCACCUGCUUCUUUAGCUGGUUCCUGGAGCCAGCCCUGGUGGUAGUGAAUAGUUUACCUUUGUAUUUACUCAGUCUCGUCCUAAACCAAGAGGACUGAUAAUGUGACUUCUCAUCAAGCUUCCUUUGUGUAGUCCAUGAGGUGUAGCCAUCUCACCAGAUUGAGAUUCUCUCUCCAAAUUGACAAAUGCAGGAGCUACCUCAACUUUUUUCUAGAAGAUACAUAUUUUUGUACCUUUCAGUCAUUUAUAUCUGAUUUUGAAAUUGAUGUGGUACGCAGUUGUCUUGCCUAUUGGGUGGUUGUUUAGAUUUUGCUUCACUUACUAUAUCCACAAAUAUUUAGCCUUCUAAUAUGUUGAGUGAACCUGUUUAACUUCUUAAAAUGCACUUAAAAAUAAAUGCAGACAGGUAAAUGAUUAAACUUGAGUAGGAAAACAGUUUCAGUUGGAAACUUAGAUUAUGGUUCAAUGAUUUUGUACCCAGAAAAUUUUGAAAUUCUGUAGUUAUUGGAAUUGAAAAGAUAGCUGUGGGUGUGAACUUUUUGCAAUUUUUUUAGUUUUUAGGUAACAUUCUCUGCUCCAUCUCAAAUAUCCAGUCCCUAAUACACUUGCUGUUCUGUAGCUGUUGAACGUCUGGGUUGGACAUGGAAAUUUUAAGUUGAACAUGUUCUAGAUUAGAAGAAUUUUUUAACUUUAGGUAAUUCAGCUUUGUCACUCAUGCAUGUAGAAAAUGGUGGCUGUCCUUUGGGCAGAAUUUACAGUUAGGUUAUGUACAUACCUCUGUUCCGAAUCUCGCUCAACUUGCGUUUAAAUGCUUUUUUAUCAAGCCAAAAAUCUUUCUCAACAGUUUUAUAAUCACUUACUAUAUGAGUAAGUAGCUUUGUACUGAUUGUAACUGAUUUGUGUGUUUUUAUGUAACUAGUAACACAUGGUUGACUUUUGAUCUCAUAUGCCAAAGUUUGAGGGUUUUUUCAUUGCUGAUGUGUUUAUUAAAAUGUCUAGAAUGUU